UAAUAGGCGUGUGUGGUUACAUUGGAUGAUAUCAGUCCAUACGAAAACAGUAGUGAUUAGGGAUUCGCUAUCAAAGUUUUAUCAGUUUGAAUCAUCACCAUUAGUGAAAUAUUUGUUACUUACUGAAAGAAAAAAGAAGAAAAUGGGUUGACACAUAUUUUUUAUCCAGAAAUGGAAAGGGAGAGUUCGGAAGGUCAUAUGAAGAAUUAAGAAGAAAUAAUGAAAAAAUUUUCGACUACACGAGAAUGACACAAUCCACAUUCGACUAUAUAUUAGAGAAUAUCGAGAGUCACAUUUCUAAGCACUCAAAUUUCCGGGAGUGCAUAUCACCAAAGCAUAAACUGAUUCUAACAUUAAGGUAUCUUGGAACUGGAGCUACUUUCGAUCAUUGGGAUUUUCAUUCCGAAUGUCACAUACAACUAUUCGACAAGUGGUUUAUGAAACCUGUGAUAUGGAAUAAUUUAAACCAAAAGCAUAUGCCUUUUCCAACAGAAUCAACGUUUUCAUCCAUUGCUGAACAGUUUUAUACAACAUGGAAAUUUCCCAAUUGUGUAGGAGCAAUUGACGGCAAGCAUAUUAGAAAUAUAUGUCCUGCGAAAUCUGGGUCAUUCUAUUUCAAUUGUAAAAAAUAUUUUUCGAUUGUGCUUCAAAGUUUGGUGGAUGCGCGAUAUAAGUUUAUAAGUAUUGAAGUUGGAAGUUAUGGAAAGCAGAGUGAUGGUGGUAUUUUCACUACUUCAUCGCUUUACUAUCAUCUUGAACAAAAUACAUUCUGUGUACCUGGAUCGAAGACGUUGUCGGGUACAAAUUGUUCCACACGUUUUCGUCGGAGAUGCGGCCUAUCCAUUAAAGCCGUAUCUAAUGAGAUUUUUUCUGGACAAAAUAUGUCACAGGAGCAAGAAAAAUUCAAUUACUGCCUUUCCCGAGCAAGGCGCCUUGUCGAAUGCGCCUUUGGUAUAAUUACCUCAAAAUGGAGAAUUCUAAAAACGGAAAUUGAAAUUGUUCCUGACAAGGUCGAUUUAAUUGUGAAAUGUAUUUGUUUGUUGCAUAAUUAUUGAUUUGGAGGAAAACUCAGAAGUCAUUCAAAAUACUGCCCCUCAACAAACACGUGAUCGAACCGUUGGAACACGAAGUUUUAACAGAGCUACUCGUACUGCCUAUGACAUUAGGAACAAAUUUAUGCAAUAUUCCAACACUCAUUGAACACAAUUUGAAAAAUAAGACAGUUAUGUAGUGUUAAAACAAAAAUUAUUCUUGAAUAAAUAUAAAUAGAUAACGGAAAUACAUACCUACUAGUUUCAUUUCAGUCGCUACUUCUUUCCAUAAUUUUUUGUUUAACUCUCUGUUGUGAUACUGUUUGUUUUUUUGAUCCCACAGGGAUCUUCUUUCGUGUACUAACGUUAUCAAUAAUUCGCAAUCCAUGUCACUCUGAAAACACUAGAAAAUGCAAGCUAGUCGUACGAACACCUAUGAAAGAAACAAAAUAGUUUGGUCGUAUAGAAAUCACGUACG
Leptinotarsa decemlineata (Colorado potato beetle) is the source of this 1509-nucleotide messenger RNA. RefSeq names its product protein ANTAGONIST OF LIKE HETEROCHROMATIN PROTEIN 1-like. Lineage: Eukaryota; Metazoa; Arthropoda; Insecta; Coleoptera; Chrysomelidae. The record is from RefSeq and is a predicted model, not a curated record.